UACCGUGUUCAGCGCGUCAUCGGCGGGAUUCGGUGAUGCAACAUCAGUAAACGCGUCGGUUUUCCCGGUAAAAGCGUGUGAACGGGGAUCUCCUCCAUCACACGAGCUCCUCACUGCGGAUUCGCGCGCUCUCUUUCACUUCAUCUUAUAUAACGGCGGUCGACAGGACGGGACAGAAGCAUCUGAACUCCAGCUGUCGUCUUCUGCAAGCAUCUGGAGUACAGAGAGCACACAGACUUGAUCAUGGCAGAACCGGAGCUGUCGUCCCCCGCGGACCCAUCCCUGCGGUCUCCACGCUCAGCGCCACUGUCGCUGUCCUUCCCGUUCCUGCGCGAGGGCAGCCGCGUCUGGGAGAGAGCCGCGCUGCAGCCCGGGGAGUUACCGAGCCCUCUGCCCACCAAACGCACCCGCACGUACUCCGCGACUGUGCGCGCUAACGCGGGUCCUGUCUUUAAAGGCGUGUGUAAAAACUUCUCACGCUCGCAGGGUCACGGCUACAUCAGACCGGCUCACGGCGGAGAGGACAUCUUCGUUCACAUCUCAGAUAUUGAAGGAGAGUACGUUCCUAUGGAGGGGGACGAGGUCACGUACAAGGUCUGUCCCAUCCCGCCCAAGAACGUGAAAGUCCAGGCCGUGGAGGUGCUCAUCACGCACCUGAAGCCAGGAACCAAACACGAGACUUGGUCGGGCCAGAUCAUCAGCUCCUAGGACCCGCCCGCAAGAGAGGAUUGUUGUGAGAGCAAAGCAUCAUGGGAGCAAGGCUGUUGAAAGUUGAAGGGUGCAGAGAAUGUAACAUGAGUUCAGCCGUCUAAAGUAGACGGGCUGCGUUAUGAGAAACGCUUAGAAACAGACUCUAUAUGUAAGUGCACAAAUACACAAACUCAAUUUCAUACGUUUCUGUUGCAUUGUUGACGCUCACAGUGCCAAUUUACAGUGCUGUUUGAACAGAUUCAGGUUUGUUGCCAAUGCUUUAGUGUGUUUGUGUACUUGCAUAAAGUUUGUUUCUGGUUAAACGAGUUACAUGUAGUUGGAGACAGAGAGAGAUUGUGAAAUGAUGGUUGAACAUCCUCAAAUUGAACUGUGAACGAAUCGAACGCAUCGAUCCAGAGGCACACGUGCUACACUUGUGGCUGGUUUUGGCUCUUAUAUUUAUUUUUGUUUAUUUAUGCAGUAAUUUGUGAUAAUUCUGUAUUAAAUUGAUGGUAAUAGGGCGAAGCUCACAAAACCUUCAUCGUCAUAUUCACCUCAAAAUCAAAAGGUUCAGAAAUUAUGAUCUGCAUAAAAUUGUUUUCAGGACAAUUAAACACAUUUACCCCCGAAUUCUUAUUACUGGAAUGCAGAAAAACAUAUAUUCUAUUUAAUCUGUAAAGUAUUUAGGGGCCAAUCACCGAAGGUGUACCUAUUGUAACUCCUCCUAGGCCAUUGCUCCGAUUUUCACGAACAUUUAACCAGAUCAUCUUCAGGCCAUGCCGAUAAAAAGUAAUGGACAUUUAGUCAAACCGUUUUCGAAAAACGUGCACUUGCGAAAAUAGACAUAAGGCUGUAUCUCCUCAACACUUUAUGGUAUUCAGACCAAACUUGGUCCAUGUCAUCACAAGCAUGACCUGAGUUUACAUGCUGCAUUUCGGCGCAGUGCCACCUACUGGUCCGGAGAUAUGAAAAAUGGCUGUUUUUGCUUACAACUUCUGAACAGUUUGUCCAAAAAGUGGUCUCGUUAGAUUCAGGACAUCAUGCCGAGUCAAAUUAUAUCCAGUUUUGCCAUAUUGGCCAUUUUGAAUUUUGUGCUAAAAUGCUGUAUUUUAUGAACGCAUUAGCGUAUCAUUACGAAACUCGGUAUUGGUCAUCAGCACGAUACCCUGGAUGAGCCUGAGAAGUUUCAAGCCAGAGCCCCCUAGUGUUAAAUCAAAUAUUCAAAUGCUUAUAACUUUGGGUGUGGUUGACUUAUUUUCAUGGGACUCCUGAAUCCUUGUCUAGUCCAAUGAAACUAAACAUGCUAGGUUUCACAUCAUGGUUUGUGCAACGUGGUGAUUUAGCAUUAAAACAACUUUCGCCAAUAUCUUUGAAACCGUUAGUUUGAUCGAGACGAAACCACCAUAGGAAAUUCAGAAACAUAGGUUUUUGGCUAAACAGUAAUGGCCAAAUGUCAAAAUAUUGAUAGUAAGUGGCAACAAAACGCAAACAAAGUCGGCAGUUGGUCUUUUUUUUAUUUUUUUAUUUUUUUAUGUUCUCAUAGAUAUAAAUGUAUAUAACUCCAAAACAGAAUUAGAUAUUUUCACCAAAUUUGACACACACAUGUAUGGGCUCACUUUGAGGACACAUAAUAAAAGUGGUGUGAUUGUGCCUCUUGGUGGCACUAUAAUUGAUCAAAACACGAAAUUGCCAUUAACUACAAUACAGUAUUAUGAUAUAAAAUGCUAUAUUUUAUGAAUGCAUUGGUGUACCAUUACUAAACUCAGUAUGUGCCAUCAGCACCAUCCUCUGAAGGUACUCAAAAGGUUUUGAGACAGCACCACCUUGUGGUCAAAUGAUAUAAUGAAAUUUUUUAAAAAUGCUGAUAGCUGUUGAUUAAUUUAACCUAUUGUAAUCAUGACACUUAAUAGAUUCCUUGGGUCAUGCCGAGAACAUAGAUACCAAUGUUGCCAUAGUUGGCCAAGCUUGCUGUCCACCAUUUUGAUUUUCUUUAAAAACCUAGACCGUUAGUCCGAUUUUCACCAAAUUUGAGUCAGAUCACCUUUCAGAUAAUGCCGGCAAAAAGUUAUGGAUUUCUUGUCAAUAGACAAAACUGUUUUCUUAUAGCGCAGCAACAAAUUUGAGGCAUGAUGCAAAAACGACUCUUGAAGCUGUAUCUCUGCAAUGCUUUGACAUGUUGACACCAAACUUUGCAUGUUUCAUUGUCACCUCACUCUGACCACACCACAUCAGUCUGGUCACAGCGCCAUCCAAUUGGUUGACUGUGAUAAACCUUUCAAUCAUAUUUCUAAUGACUGUAUUUAUGAUUUUCAGCCAAUUUGCCUAAAAUCAACUUAAAAUGUUGUUACUUUCCUGUUAUUGCAGCUAGUCUGAUGCUCCCAGCCAUGUUGGCAUGGCUUAUUGUGCUGUUUUUGGCCCCGUAAUUGCUGCUUACAGCUAUGUUUAAACAUUGCAAUUGUACUUUUGUUGUACUGACUUUAUGGAUUUUAAUGCAUUUUACUGAUUUUAAUUUAAAAUCAUUGUUUUACAGUAAUAAUGAGAAUUAUCACUGAUGUUUUACUUACAGUAGUGAGAAUUUAGGGGGGCAAAUGUUUCUUUCUCAUUAAAGUCGCAAUGCAAAAAUCGUAAUGGUCCUAAAACUAACCUUAAUCUUCAUUAUGCAAAAUAUUUUCAUUUGAUUUCAGAGUGAAAUACGAGUCGGACAUGAUCUUGACAGGUUUGGAGCGCUUCGUCCAUUAAGCUCUGUUAUAUAUGCUGGAACUGAAGCAUCAUGGACUAAUAUUGCACUUGAAACUUGAAACCCCAAAUAUAAAUAUACUGCCAAACUGACUUCAUCUCCCAGAAUUCUCGGGAGUCUUUCAGGGUAAAACAAGCAGCAUUUUGUAGACAAGCUGAAGAAUAACAGUCGGCUAGCAAAACAGUUUAAAAAAACUUUCACAGCAAAGAUCUUGUGUUAUUUUUGCUAUAUGUAUGUGACAAUGUUUGUGAUGAGGUAAUGACAGUGAUGCACUGUUGCGGUAAAUGUUUGGUCACAUGAUCUGUUGCAUGUUCUUGAGUUUGUCUUGUGAUUUGAUCGUCAGAUUUCUAUAAGCUUCUAGACCCUCGGUUGGGUUUUAACUGUUGUUUGUUUUUUUAAAUGUUUUUAUUUUCAGCACUUUUUAGAGCUCAGAUCACUGUGGUCGACGUCAUUUCUUUGUGAACUUUGACAGACUAAUAAAAUUAAUUUAUGAUUCA
This is a messenger RNA of Ctenopharyngodon idella (grass carp), 3924 nucleotides long. It is a transcript of the gene csdc2b, whose product is annotated as cold shock domain containing C2, RNA binding b. NCBI's taxonomy places the organism in Eukaryota, Metazoa, Chordata, Actinopteri, Cypriniformes, Xenocyprididae. Bases 244 to 708 code for a protein of 154 amino acids. The record is from RefSeq and is a predicted model, not a curated record. The transcript has 4 exons. Gene Ontology annotation, biological process: regulation of mRNA stability. Gene Ontology annotation, cellular component: cytoplasm. Gene Ontology annotation, molecular function: mRNA 3'-UTR binding.